Molecule: messenger RNA, 291 nt
Organism: Linum trigynum
Lineage: Eukaryota; Viridiplantae; Streptophyta; Magnoliopsida; Malpighiales; Linaceae
Source: the annotation of a GenBank genome assembly
AUGGGAUCAAGAGAGUUACUAUAUGCACUCUCAUUCCCUGAAGCUCCAAUUCGCCGAAAAGCCUUCCCCAGGCGUUGCGUGGAGAUAAUCAGGUCCCACCCAAGGAACAUCUCCGCCUCAGCAACAAGGCCGCCGAACCCGAAUUAUGGCACUCUCCAUGAAGAGCAGGGCAAUACGUCGAUGGUGCCAAUGCCACUGUCGUCGAUGUUGUUCGUGGAGGACAAUGGCGGGGAGAGCAGCAACUGGGUGAUUCAAACCAGUAAAGGGAAAUUUAAAUUGGGUCCACUCUAA